Thunnus maccoyii (southern bluefin tuna) is the source of this 3561-nucleotide messenger RNA. It is a transcript of the gene brdt, whose product is annotated as bromodomain, testis-specific. Lineage: Eukaryota; Metazoa; Chordata; Actinopteri; Scombriformes; Scombridae. Gene Ontology annotation, cellular component: nucleus; chromatin. The record is from RefSeq and is a predicted model, not a curated record. Gene Ontology annotation, biological process: chromatin remodeling; positive regulation of transcription elongation by RNA polymerase II. The coding region runs from base 395 to 3376 and encodes 993 amino acids. The transcript is spliced from 21 exons.
AUGUUCCAGGAUGCUUCCGUGACAUCGAGCUGUUGCAUUUUGCUUUGGAAGAACUCAGUAAAAAUAUUUACCUAAUGAUUAAAAAAAACUAGUUAGGUGCAAAUUUGCUGGUGACACAGUGGGUUGUAUUUUUAUUUUUUUCGAUGAAAGAAGUUGUUUCUGUGCAGAAAAGCAAAGUGUAGACGUGUAUAGGUGGUGUUUUGACCAAUCAGUCGUGGCGCCAGCAGCAGAAGGGUAUAAAUGUGAGGCAGUUGCCGUAGAGACGUCUGCCACUGAGGAGUUGAACGCAAGAGCCGGUGAUAUCUCGGAAGGAAAAUGUGUGAUGAGAGCUAAGUUGCAGCAAGCCAUACUUCCGACGCCAUAGUUUCCCUCUUCAUGGCCUUUGGACAACACAAUGUCUGAUGUGAAAGUCUGUCCAACUGUGAGUGGAAAUCCCCCUCCACCUGAAGUCAUUAAUCCCAAGGCCCCUGGGCGUGUGACCAAUCAGCUGCAGUAUCUGGAGAAGGUGGUGAUCAAAGCUUUAUGGAGGCAUCAAUUUUCGUGGCCCUUCCGCCAGCCUGUUGAUGCAGUAGCUCUGCGUCUGCCAGAUUAUUAUACAAUUAUUACAAAUCCUAUGGAUCUGAGCACUAUUAAGAAGCGUCUCCAGAACAAAUAUUACUGGCAAGCACUUGAAUGUAUAAAAGACUUCAACACCAUGUUCACCAACUGCUAUAUGUAUAAUCGGCCUGGAGAUGACAUUGUACUCAUGGCUCAGACCUUGGAGAAGCUUUUUUUGCAGAAAGUUUCCGAAAUGCCGAAAGAAGAGCGUGAAGUUACAGCAGUUACAACAAAAGACCCAGUGAAAGGGAGGAAGAACAACACAGGUGCAUUAAAGCAGAGAUCCCUUAUGUCAGAAGUUGUUCUCCAGCAGACGGUGACAGUCAUUCCUCCUGAUGUGCCUCAUUCCAUCCCACCCAUCCAGCUCUCUGAGCAAAUCGAUGCAACAAUCAAAAAAGGUCUUAAGAGGAAAUCAGACCCCACAACCUCCACCACCUCAGCGAUCACCAGCAGCGAGACAUCUCUUGCUGACCGUCAUUCAGCACCUUGCAUAUUAUUGUCCAGACGAGGCAGUGGAAGGCCCAUCAAACCUCCUAAGAAAGACUUGCCUGCCUCUGAGGGCAAGAAGGUCAAGCUGUCUGAGCAGCUGAGGUACUGCAACGAUAUCCUGAAGGAGAUGCUCUCAAAGAGGCACUAUGCACAUGCGUGGCCCUUUUAUACCCCUGUUGAUGCGGUGGCUUUAGGCUUGCACGACUACCAUGACAUUAUCAAACAGCCUAUGGACCUGAGCACCAUCAGGAAAAAAAUGGAUCAGCGAGAGUACGCAAAUGCAAAAGAGUUUGCUGCUGAUGUCAGACUGAUGUUCUCCAACUGUUACAAAUACAAUCCACCUUCACAUGAAGUAGUCUACAUGGCAAGAAAACUGCAGGAUGUUUUUGAGGCCCGAUAUUUGAAGGUUCCACAAAAGCCAGAUGGUUGUUCCGUACCACGUCAGCGAGUUGACAAGGGAAAAGGAGAAAGAGUUCGAAGUCCAUCAACCUCAGCAAGUUCUGAAAGUGAAAGCUCCUCCGAGCCAGAAGGUUCAUCAGAAGAGGUGGCCAUGCAGUUGGCCAAUCUAGAGGAGCGGUUGAAAGCAGUAAGUGAUCAGCUGAAGAGACUUACCCAAGAUCCCCUGAUGAAACCAAAGAAGAGAGAGAAGUUGAAAAAGGAAAAAAGAUCUAAAGAAAGGGAUAUUGCUAGGCUGAAGUACAAAUCCUCAAAAUACAAAUCUAUCGUAGAGAAAAUGACCAACAAGAGCUCUACUUUGUGUGGCAACAAACACAAUAUUCAUGGAGGACCCAUAAAAUGUGAGGCCGAGGUUCCAUCAAUACCAAUGACUUACCAGGAGAAAAAACAGUUGAAAUUGGACAUCGACAAGCUGCCUGGUGACAAACUGGGAAAGUUGGUGAAUAUCAUUCAUGCCAGGGAGUCCUGUCUACGAGAUUCUGCUCCAGAGGAGAUUGAAGUUGACUUUGAAAUGCUCAAGACCUCCACACUGAGAGCUUUGCAGAGGUUUGUUGCAGCAUGUCUGAGGAAAUGCAACAAGAGCAUUAACAAAAAAAAGCCAGUGAAGCCCACUGAAGGAAUGCAGACUGGGAAAUUAAAGGAUGCUGGAAGAUCUCAGGUUGUGGGUAAAGAGCAGGACUUGAUUAAAAAGAAAAAGCCUGUAGCUAAAGUCAUUGCGUCCCCUGACCUCAGCUGCCAGUCACGCCUCAGUGACAGCAGCAGCAGCUCAUCAUCCAGCUCUGACAGCAGCAGCAGUAGUAGUAGUCAUUCUAGUGCUUCUGAUAGCAGUGACUCUGAAUCAGACUUUAAGAAUAAAAGCUAUUCAUCAGCACAGAGAGUGCCAAAAACAAAGAAGCAGAAAGGGAAGGACUCUUGCCAAAAGGUUAAGACAAAGUCAAAGGUGACUCGCACUGCCUGUAAUAAGCAUAUACUGGAGAUGAAAGAUUUGUCAAAAGCCCCAGUCAAGACUUGCCAGCCUCCUCCUGCUCUGCAGUCCCUGUUAGCACAAAGUAAAGGCCACUCGACACAGGCUCAUGCAGACCAGACGUGUGAUGAGAUGACUCUGUCGCCUCCAGAUUUGUCUGCCCUGUUGUCCCCCAUGGCAUCGCCAGGAAUUUUGCUAGACUGGGCUGCCACCAGAUUUGAGCAGGGCCCGGUGCUGUCCCCUCUGACAGAUAGCCCACUGCAGUCCAAAGAGGAGACGAGGCCCAAUUUCAGGUACCCUGAAGAUUUUCCUGACAGUCAGGUUACUAACGUGCCUUACACCAACACAGCAAGUAAAUCUGCUGAUCAGGAAAAAACCCAACUCCCCAAAAAGGACAUUGUUCUGAAAAAUGCUGAGUCUUGGGCGAGACUGGUGAGACAGUCAGUCAACUCAACUGCAAUCAAGUCAUCAAAGGAGAGCUUCCAGCAGUUCCGUAAGGCUGCAAUAGAAAAGGAAGAACGUGAAAAAGCACUGAAGAAGAAACAGAUGGAAGAAAACAAGGAGAGGGAGAGUCCUGAAAAGAGCCUACCAGGCCAAACAGAAAAAAAUCCACAACCUGCUAAAGAAGAUCCUGAUUCACCAGAGAGCAUUUGCACAGAGGUCACCUUAGAUGUUCCCGAAGAUAUGGAGCCGCAACAGCCAAAGUCUCCCGUGGAAACACAACUUCUAACCACACAGUCCUCGGUGGAUCGGGAAAGAGAGAUGGCCCGCAAGAAGGAGCAAGAGCGUCGCAGGCGAGAGGCAAUGUCUGGUAUUGACAUGACUAUGCAGCGGGACAUCAUGACUACAUUUGAGCUCAACCUGGACUGAAAAUAACCUGGGAUUUACUUGAAAAAUAAGCCCCUUGUGCAAAACUUCUAUUUGUUGUCUCAGUGAAUAACUUUCCCGGGCACAAGAGACAACUUCUCUACAAGCUGAUGUAUGUUCUUGAGUCUAAAAUGUUAAUUGUAAAAAACAUUAAAUAAAAUAUAAACGGGUCUUGCCCUUAAUUUGUA